UUGAAAUUCAAAUGUGCCGCCGCUCUGUUGGUCCACGCCUAGUUCCUGCCAGACGAAUCUGUCUCCGACGAGAGUGGCACGAGCAGCAGCCUUGUGUAUUUAAAGAUGGCAUCUCUGGCUCCCAUCGUUAUCGACGGUAGUUACUUGGAAGGGGGUGGUCAGAUAUUGCGGAUGGGGCUGGCUCUUAGUGCUGUACAAGCUCUACCAAUUUCUGUUACUAAAGUACGUGCAGGAAGAAGUACUCCAGGUCUCCGUCCCCAGCAUUUAACUGGUCUCCAGUUGGUGCGUGAUGCCUCCAAGGGAAGACUUGAAGGUGGACAGAUUGGCUCGUGUGAAAUUACCUUUUACCCAGGAACCAUUGCAGGAGGAAGGUAUCUUGCUGACACACAAACUGCUGGGAGUGUUACAUUGCUUAUUCAGGCAGUUCUACCCUGCACACUCUUUGCUAAUUCUCCAUCAUACUAUACGCUUCGGGGUGGCACAAAUGCAGAGUUUGCCCCUCAGAUUGACUACACAAUACAGGUUUUCAGGAGGAUCAUCUACUCAUUUGGUUUGGAUUUCACAGUCUUUCUCAAUAAAAGGGGUUUUUUUCCAAGGGGACAAGGGGAAGUGACCUUGGAAGUAAAACCACUAAUGAAGUCAUUGAAAGCUGUUAAUAUGACAGACUUUGGUGAACUGGUAUCUGUUCAUGGCAUUGCUUAUGUAGCAGGAGCUCUUCCUAUCAAGGUUGCUCACAAGAUGGCAAAUGCAGCUGUAGAACUGUUGCAACAAAGAUUGCCUCAGAACAUUGAUAUUAGGAUUAACAGAGUAAAAGAUGAUCAAGAGAGAGCUUUUGGGAAUGGUUCAGGGAUUGUUUUAUGGGCAAAAACCACGACUGGUUGUAUCCUUGGAGGAUCUGCUCUUGGCAAGCGAGGGAGGGAGGCAGAAGAGGAUGGAUACACAGCAGCUUCAGAAAUCAUAAGCUGUGUAGAAAGUCGAGUGUGUCUGGACAGUUAUGCUCAAGACCAGGUCAUAAUUUAUAUGGCACUAGCUGAUGGCAAAUCAAGGAUACGCACAGGACCUCUUACAAACCAUACACGAACUGCCAUUUGGGUGGCAGAAAUGAUGACAAAGGUAAAGUUUAACAUUAUUCAGGAAGAAGGCACUGACUGCAUUAUUGUAGAAUGUGAAGGAAUAGGCUUCAGUCGUGCAAGGCUCAACUGAUCCUCAGUAUUAUGUAAAACUGUUCCCCUAUAGGAAAUCAAAUAGAAAAUUCUUUUUAUAUUCUAGCCGUGAUUUCUUUGAUGAGUGUCAGGUGAUUUUGUUGUGUUCAUAACACUUCAUAAAUGUAAUUUAAUAAUAGUGUGUGUGUGAGUGUGUGUGUGUGACUUGUAUGCAAUUGAAAUUGGUUAAGAAAUUACCUUUUCUUCUGUGCAGGCCUAAUUCUGAAAACUGGAAGGAAGGAAUUUACUUGCUCAUACCUUUGUUCCAAAGAUAUUGAAUUAAAAUCAGUCACGGAAUGUGGUUGUGUGUGCUCUUGAUUGUUUUCUUUUACCAGUAUGAAGCCAGGAAACAAUUUUUGCGGUGUAAUUUAGAUGAUUUGUUCAUUCAUCUACAGUUUUAAUGAAUUUUUGUUGUAAGUUUAAAGAAAAUAUGGAAUUAUGUACAAUGAAUAGGUAAAUUUGAUUGUUGUAUUCAUGUAUUGUGCAUGUGUGUGAGACAGAUCCAGGUACUGUAUACUUGAAUUUUAAAGAAAGUUGGAGGUUACCUUUCCAUCAGGGGCUGACAAUGCUAAGAGUGAAAAUGAAGUGUGUAUGAAUGUAUGGUGCCUUGUCUGGACCAUCCUAUGUAACAUUGCCUGCUUAUAAUAUUAGAUGGAUAGAAAUUGUUAAAAUAAAUGUCCAUAACUCAGGAGAAGUGUAACUCAUUUAAAUUUUGGAUUACGUUUAAGCAAAUAUGAAAAAGGCUAAUAUUGCACUUAAUGAAAAUAAAUUGUCUUAUUAUGGUUAUGUCAUGGUAUCAUGAAGUGAUGACAAAUAGUGUGUGUGCUUGAACCAUUCCACUCCUCUGGUUGAACAUCAUGACUGGUAACAAUGAUAGAGGUGAUGAUUGAUAGACCUGAGUUUAAUUUUCUAAAGCUAAUAGUAAGGAGAAGCUUCCAGUCUGACAAUCUUAGUUUGGAGUUUGAUAAUAAGAGAAGACUUCCAGAUAUAUGAAAUUAUUAUUAUUAUUAUUAUUUUUUUUUUUUUUUUAUUUUUUUAAUUUUUUUUUUUUUAAUCAAAUUAGCUCUACCAUCACUGUUUUUGUAUUGACUUAUUCAACUGAUACAAGGCAAUAAUAUAAGACAUCACUUUACACCUAAAUUUGCUUUAAAGUCUUCCAUGUAAAGAUUAUAAGAAUGUUGAAAUAAAUUUUCUGUAUAGAUUAAUAUGUGCAAUUGCAUACAAUAAUUUCAUAUACCAAUGAGUAUUUUGAAAUAAUAAAGUUUACUAAACAAUUAGUAAGGGAAAUUUCUCAAGUAAUGAAUCCUUCAAGCCAACCAAACAGGCACAUCUGAUGAAUAUGUGAUUGUACUGAUUUAGACCUUGAAUAAUGCAAUAGAAUGAUAUAUUGCAAUGAUUUUUUUAAAUUCCCUUUGAUGAAAAGGAGAAGAAAAAGAGAAGCCAAGGCUUUAAAGAUACUAUUCAGCUCAGAGAUGGGUGGACCAUGUUUAUGUUUGCAAGUGUACAUUUUAAUUAUUCUUAGUCUAAUGCACAAAUGCAGAUUGUUUACCUCAAACUUGUUAAUCCCCUCAGCAAUGUGAAGGUACUCUUGCUUAACUUAACUAGUUGCAUCUUAGAGUUAAGAAAACUAACUUGUAUGCAUUAAUCUUAAAGGAUGAAAGUGCCUAUGAUGUUAUAUUUUAAGGAAGCAGCAUCAAAGGAACAUGAGAGUGUCAUAGAUCUUGGAUGAAUAGUGUAUGUACAUUAUAUAGGUAAUGGUAGUUAUUCAUACUGCUCUUGUUUAGGGAGAAUUCAUUUAAAUACUGUAUCCUAUAAAUGAUACAUUAUAUAAUGCCAUAUAUGUGAGUGUUUAUGAAAUCUAUAGGCUGUGAUUCAUGACAGAUAUUAUAGUAAUGUUUAACUAAAAAAUGUGGCUUUGCCUUCCCAUAUUAGACAUGAUCAUUUAUCUCUCUCUCUCUCUCUCUCUCUCUCUCUCUCUCUCUCUCUCUCUCUCUCUCUCUCUCUCUCUCUUCUAUACUUGCCAUUGUGGUUUUUGUUAUUUUCUGUCUCAUAAGAAGAGAUUAAUACCUAUAUAUUACAGUUAUAGCUACCUACUGUAAGAUUUUCUCCAAUGUAAUAAAUAAAGAUUUCUUUCUUGUUAAUAAA
Messenger RNA from Portunus trituberculatus (swimming crab), 3347 nucleotides. It is a transcript of the gene Rtca, whose product is annotated as RNA 3'-terminal phosphate cyclase-like. The record is from RefSeq and is a predicted model, not a curated record. The transcript has 10 exons. Gene Ontology annotation, biological process: RNA processing. The coding region runs from base 106 to 1203 and encodes 365 amino acids. Lineage: Eukaryota; Metazoa; Arthropoda; Malacostraca; Decapoda; Portunidae. Gene Ontology annotation, molecular function: RNA-3'-phosphate cyclase activity. Gene Ontology annotation, cellular component: nucleus.